Messenger RNA from Entelurus aequoreus (snake pipefish), 3231 nucleotides. It is a transcript of the gene mknk2b, whose product is annotated as MAPK interacting serine/threonine kinase 2b. The record is from RefSeq and is a predicted model, not a curated record. Gene Ontology annotation, biological process: peptidyl-serine phosphorylation; protein autophosphorylation; intracellular signal transduction. Gene Ontology annotation, cellular component: cytoplasm; nucleus. The transcript is spliced from 14 exons. Gene Ontology annotation, molecular function: calcium-dependent protein serine/threonine kinase activity; calmodulin binding; ATP binding. Bases 327 to 1754 code for a protein of 475 amino acids. Lineage: Eukaryota; Metazoa; Chordata; Actinopteri; Syngnathiformes; Syngnathidae.
UCAGCCAUGAGGUUAUAAAAAUCCGGUAGCAGCCGCUAGUUCACCACCUUCCAAGUUAAUUCUACCUGCCUGUCCCCUCCACGACCGUCCUCUGCGGCUGUCUAAGCAGUGGGUCCGACACCGACGCCAACACUGGAGCUAUAACAUUAUCAACCGGGGCUCCGGUUUAACGCGUCGCAGCAAGCUGACAAGCCUUCGCGGUGUGAUCUCUCGCAACGAUCUCUGAAAGCGCUCGGAGAAAGUGCAAUCGUUUAGGCCGGACAGACACCACUGCCGCAGCUGCCGCACGUCCUCCCCUCAACAAAAUCGCCCAAAUCGACGCAAAAAUGGUGCAAAAUAAAAUCACCGAAGUGACUGGAUUCCACCGCUCUUUUAAGGGCCAAAAUCCUUUUGCCACAGAUGACUUCACCAAAAAUGGAUCUCAUCUUCUUGAUUCAACAUUUGAUUUUGAUUCCUCCCCAAGGCACGACAUACCCUCCAGCCAGCCUAUUGACAUCCCUGACGCCAAGAAGAGACACAAGAAGAAGAAACGUUGCAGGGCAACGGACAGUUUCUCUGGACGAUUUGAGGAUGUAUACAGACUGCAGGAGGAAGUACUGGGAGAAGGUGCCUAUGCCAGGGUGCAAACGUGUAUCAACCUCAUCACCAACAAUGAGUAUGCUGUCAAGAUAAUAGAAAAAAGACCAGGCCACAGCCGCAGCAGAGUCUUCCGUGAGGUUGAAAUGCUCUACCAGUGCCAGGGUCACAGUAACAUCCUGGAGUUGGUGGAGUUCUUUGAAGAGGAAGACAAGUUCUACCUGGUGUUUGAAAAGCUGAGAGGAGGUUCGAUUUUGGCGCACAUUCACAAGAGGCAGCACUUCAGUGAGCAGGAAGCCAGAAUUGUUGUGCAGGACAUUGCCAAAGCUCUGGAUUUCCUGCAUAACAAGGGGAUGGCACACAGAGACCUCAAACCUGAAAACAUCCUCUGCGAACGUGUAGACAAGAUUUCCCCUGUGAAGAUUUGCGACUUUGACCUGGGCAGUGGCAUCAAACUGAACAGUGACAGCUCGCCCAUCUCCACCCCUGAGCUUCUCACUCCUUGUGGCUCUGCAGAAUACAUGGCCCCCGAGGUGGUAGAGGCCUUCAGCGAGGAGGCAACCAUUUAUGACAAGCGCUGUGACCUCUGGAGCCUCGGCGUCAUCUUGUACAUCAUGCUGAGCGGUUACCCGCCUUUUGUUGGCCGCUGCGGUGGCGGCUGUGGCUGGGAACUGGGGGAACCCUGCCACACGUGCCAGAACACCCUGUUUGAAAGUAUUCAAGAAGGAAAGUACGAGUUUCCUGACAAGGACUGGGCUCAUAUCUCCUCAAGUGCCAAAGAUCUCAUAUCCAAACUUCUGGUGCGGGAUGCCAAAAAUCGCCUUAGUGCCAGCCAGGUGCUGCAGCACCCGUGGGUGGAGGGGGAUGGAUCAAACAUGCUGCCAACUCCUCUUUUUCAUCAGAGAAGCAGCCAUGCAAGGGAUCUGACGUUCUUUGCCGACAAAGUCAUGGCUGUGAACCGGCAGCUGGCUGAACAGGACGGCAUGGAGGAGGAGCAGCAGCAGGACGUCCCGGUCGUGGUCACUGCCGCCGGCUCCUCCAUGCGCCUCUUUCCUCCUUCCAACUCCAAGCUGGCCCGGCGCAGGCAGCGAAGCAGCCAGCCCAAAGCUGGGCCCGUGUCCGCUGCUGAGCUUCGGCAGCUUUUGGCCCCGCUUGUUAUCGUGGGCGAUUGUGCCUGAACUUUUUUUCAACGCUGACCUCAAACUUCCGUCGGGACGACCCCCCCCCCCCCCCCCCCCCCCCCAAUUCAGGGCUCCCCGUUUUUGACUCCAGCUGACCUCGGUUCCUCGCCAUUCAGGCUUUUUUUCUGCCUCGCUGUAAGGGGCGGGGAGACCACAGCUCUUCCUCUAAAUGCCUUUUUUGACCUUCUGCAGCACUUCUGAAGCACAUCAGACCGGGGGCCUGCAAGUACAGACUCACGUCCAGGUUUUUGGGGAGAGGGGAGUGAGAAUUUUUCUUUUUUCUUUUUUUUUUUUAAAGUUAUGUAUUUUUUUCCCCCUGCUCCGUUCAGCGAAACACUUAUUUUUGAAAGGAAGCUCCGACACCAAAGGACAACCUCUUGUGCUGCUCCCACGUUACAACUGGAUCCACUGUGAAUUAAGUUGUCCGGAAUGUUCUGUAAACGCAUGAAUGGUCAAUAUGCACAUACAAGUUUAUGCAAUAUGCCAAGAUGAAGGCUGUUCCUGUCUGUGAGGAAUUCAAGUAUACGGGGUUUGUAAGUCAAUGCUGUCUGUGCCUGGUGCAGUUAAUUGUGUGGCUGGGGGUGAGGGGGGUGGAGAGAGGAAGAUACACUUUUUUUUUUGUCUCCGUUCAACACAAAAGCAUGGGAGAUGUAAUUCUCCAGGAGCAGAAAAUGUCCACACUGCCAGCUAUGAUUGAACAAGUACACUGAUUAAUGAUACAACAUGGCCAGUUGCCAUACUGUUCAGUGUAUAUUAUGGUGCACCGUCACACACAUCCCAAAAAUGAGUUGCUCAGCCUUCAACCAUAUCUGGUAUGUUGGUGAGAAUAAAGCAGAAUUUUUUUUUUGUCCCACAGCCACACCCAAAACUUUUUUUUUUUUUCAUUAUUAAUGCAAAUUGUGUGCUUCAGAUCUAACUUUGCUAUUUUGGCAGCAAAUGUUAGAAAAGGGUUGGAAAAGCACAUUUUGGCCGAUGUGACCUCAAUGUCAUUUUGUUAAUUGAAUACACUUAUUAUCGUUUAAUGUGUUCUCUUAUUUUUCAACAUUUCUACAUAUUGACAUCAUUGAAAAGUGAUUUUUCACGUACAACAAAAAAAAAACAAAAAGGAAAAACAUUCCGCUAAAAAGAACAAAAAAAAAAAAAGUCUUCCACAAAUGUGUAGCUGUACUAUGUUUACUUUUUUCAUGUUUAAGAACUCCAUGUGAAUGUGCCACUUUUCUUUUCAUUUUUGUUAACUUUUCUACUUUGAUUAUCAUGGAGGUGCUGUUGAGUUCAGGUGAAACACCGGAUGUUUUCCUUAAGCUUGUUUUCAUGUGUUAAAAGUCCUGAGUCGGAGUCAGAAAGUUGGAAGUUUUAGUUGAGCUGGAGCGUUCUUGCCCAGAGUUUUGUUUUCUUCCCCCCAAGAGUUGGCAAUAAUUUGUCCGAGUUCAGUUAAAGUGUGAUUUCACAAAAAAAAAAAAAAAAAAAGAGGGUU